AUGGCCAGCGAUGGCUACUGGUCAUCCUUGGCAUUCGAUCUCAAGGCACCAUCCCACGCGAGCGGUCUCCGGAGGUGGACAACGUGCGGACGUAAGCUGCAGCUGGGCCAAGCGGAGGCCAAGUGGAAGAUAUCGCGAGUGAGAAAGAUACCUGCCCUGACGCCGCACAUUUCGGCGGAGCGGCGGUUACUUGGAAAAUGGAACACCAAGGGCACUUUAACCUGCGGAGAAGGGCCAGGGAGAGGAGCAGGAACCCAGGCCUUUGUAAAGAAGAAGGACGCACCCAACCCAGUGCUCAUUCAUAAAUUCGACGCCAAGAGCCCACUCUAAGCCAAGCCUUAGUCCGACCCACCCUUGUCUUAGUCAUGUACUCCGGCAUGGACCGCUCGGAUUGGCAGCAGCCAGCCUACCCAGAGCGAGCCUCGCCCCCGCCGCAAUCCCAGCCGGGAUGGUUUCCGCUGCAAGACACGCAACAGCGGCAACAGUCCCCCGUGGCACAACAUUCUUCAAGUGGCUGGCUACAGGAGGCUUCCACCAGUCCCAGCCAUGGCAACCGCGUCUACGUUUCUUCGCCAAUAUAUUCUUCAACAGCGUCUCCCUACGUGUGGACAGGUGAGCCACACUCGCAGCCGCCACCAGCUCGGGCCGCUCAGUUACUGCCGUCUCCAACCUACCCACGGCCUCUCAUGCUAUCCGACUCGGAACUGUCUCAAGACCAAAAGACGGUUCUUCGCCGCAACAAGCAGAUCGCCAUCGGACGCUGGAACAGCGAGGAGCACCAGUGGUUCCUCAAGGGCCUCGAGAUGUUCCAGGGUCCUGCGUGGGGCGAGAUUGCCCGCCUCAUCGGCACCCGCACAUCAACCCAAGUGCGAACCCACGCUCAAAAGUUCUUCACCAAACUGGCCAGACUCAACCAGACUAUGCCCUACUUCGAGGUGCAGAUCCAGAAGGAACGAGCUCGACUUGUAGCCCAAGGCGCCAGUGUCACCCCCACCGCACAAAGCGCUUCACUAACCGCUACGCUUUCGCCUCGCAAGCGGCUGGCGUCGACCAGCAACAGUCCCAGACAGUCACUCAAGCGGUACAAGGAGGAGGUAGCGUCGUCGCCGACGUACACAGCUUCCGUCCAAGCCAGAUACCCACAAGAAGCCUACGACGCAAAGGCCAGAGUGUACACUGGUGGGUACUCGUCCGCUGCGUCCGGAUCACAGCAGUGGACAUCGGAUGACACCAGACAAUGGUCAGUGGCCUCCCCAACGUCCACAGCUGCGUCGUUGCAGCUGACUCAAAUGCAAAUGGCGGACGUCGGACAACAAACUACUAAUAGCCCUACUGCUGCGUGCGACGCCGAGUCGCUGCCAUCCAUGAACAAAUUGCUGCACCGCAGCAACACUGCUGCCUCAAGUUGAAGUAAACGUCGUCAUCGUCCGUAGCGUCCCGAGUGAGUGGAGAUGUAUACUACCUAUCACCUGCCUAUCAUACCUCUAAGCCCACGACAAAAUGGUUGAAUCAAUCCAUUCCAGAGCAAUUUCUGUAAAAACUCUAAAACUAAAUCUAAAAGUGUAGCCAUAUCACUUCAAG
Messenger RNA from Phytophthora nicotianae INRA-310, 1581 nucleotides. RefSeq lists its product as hypothetical. NCBI's taxonomy places the organism in Eukaryota, Oomycota, Peronosporomycetes, Peronosporales, Peronosporaceae. Gene Ontology annotation, molecular function: DNA binding. The coding region runs from base 366 to 1409 and encodes 347 amino acids. The record is from RefSeq and is a predicted model, not a curated record. The transcript has a single exon.